CAAAAAACACAAGAACUUCCAAUUUAUUACACCAACUUAGAUCAAAAAACAUAUAUGUUGUCAAUUUUUGUUUAUCAUAUUGGUUAUGUUUUAGCUUUUUUUAAGGUUUUUGUUCAUUGAAUUAUUAUUAUUAUUACAUGUCAUUGUUUCUUCCUAGAGUUGAUGCUGAGAAGAUCAUAAGAAGAUGCAAGUGAACAAACACAUCCAAGUGACAAUGGACAAAAUCCAACACUUUCCUGUUUUGUGUUGGAAAACCUCCAAGAAAGUGGGAGCUGAAGAUCCUAGGAGAAUUAUCCACUCUCUCAAAGUUGGUCUCUCUCUCACACUUGUUUCUUUGUUGUACUUAAUAGAGCCAUUGUUCAAAAGGCUUGGUAGCAAUGCGACAUGGGCUGUCAUGACGGUCGUCGUCGUUCUAGAGUUCACCGCCGGGGCAACUUUAUGCAAAGGACUCAAUAGAGGGUUGGGGACAUUAUUGGCAGGAUCCUUAGCUUUUUUCAUUGAGGGUGUUGCUAAUAGAUCUGGAAGAGUUUUUAGAGCUUGUUUCAUUGGAGCUGCUGUUUUUCUUAUAGGAGCUGCAGCAACAUAUAUGAGAUUCUUUCCCAAAAUAAAGAAGAAUUAUGAUUAUGGAGUGGUGAUAUUUCUCUUGACGUUUAAUCUUAUAACGGUGUCGAGCUACCGGGUCGAUAAUGUCUUGAAAAUCGCACACGAUAGAUUGUAUACCAUUGCCAUUGGCUGUGGAGUCUGCCUUUUGAUGAGCUUAUUGAUCUUCCCAAAUUGGUCUGGAGAAGAGCUCCAUAAUUCAACAGUUCUCAAGCUUGAAGGGCUUGCCAAAUCCAUUGAAGGCUGUGUUAACGAGUAUUUUUUCGACACCGAGAUCGACGAAAACAAAGAGAGCUGUUCAGGGGACCAAAUCUACAAAGGUUACAAGGCAGUUCUAGACUCAAAAUCCAUAGAUGAAUCUUUGGCAUUACAAGCAAGCUGGGAGCCAAGACACUCAAGUCACUGCUACAGAAUCCCAUGGCAGCAGUAUGUGAAAUUGGGCGGCGUUCUCCGCCAUUUCGGUUACACCGUCGUCGCUCUACACGGCUGCCUGCAGACCGAGAUUCAGACCCCACGAUCGGUUCGAAUCCUUUUCAAAGAUCCUUGCACUCGUGUUGCGCGGGAAGUAUCGAAAGCAUUGAUCGAACUCGCUAACAGCAUACGUAAUCGACGACAUUGUUCACCAGAGAUCCUCUCGGACCAUCUUCACGAAGCGUUACAAGACUUGAACAAAGCGAUAAAAUCGCAGCCACGGUUGUUCCUAGGCUCAAACAGAAACAAAGCCAGCAAUAUGCUAGCAUUAGCAGCAGCAGAAGCAGGACAAAAGCGCUGCAGGUCAGGGGGAUCGUUAUCGAGCGUGAAAACCGACUCAUCGGCGUUGAUGGAAUGGAAGACGAAACGGGCAAGUGAGCAAUCAAGGGAGGCUGAAAGGAAGGUGUUGAGGCCACAGUUAAGUAAAAUAGCUAUCACAAGCCUUGAGUUCUCAGAAGCACUUCCAUUUGCAGCGUUUGCUUCUUUGCUUGUUGAGACAGUGGCUAAGCUUGACAAUGUUAUAGAUGAAGUUGAAGAAUUGGGCAGAAUUGCUUGCUUCAAAGAGUUCAUAAAUGGUGAUGAUCAUGAAGAACAACACAUAACUGUCAAAUGUGAGAAGCCAAACAUCAAUGUGUCUCAAAAUCAGCUGUCUUCUGUUGGUGGUGCUGAGUAAUUGGGAUUAUCAAUAUCAUUCCUA
Messenger RNA from Cucurbita moschata (crookneck pumpkin), 1768 nucleotides. Its product is annotated as aluminum-activated malate transporter 12-like. Gene Ontology annotation, cellular component: plant-type vacuole membrane. Bases 185 to 1744 code for a protein of 519 amino acids. The record is from RefSeq and is a predicted model, not a curated record. Gene Ontology annotation, biological process: malate transport. The transcript has 6 exons. NCBI's taxonomy places the organism in Eukaryota, Viridiplantae, Streptophyta, Magnoliopsida, Cucurbitales, Cucurbitaceae.